Messenger RNA from Fonsecaea erecta, 1377 nucleotides. RefSeq lists its product as hypothetical. Gene Ontology annotation, cellular component: nucleus. NCBI's taxonomy places the organism in Eukaryota, Fungi, Ascomycota, Eurotiomycetes, Chaetothyriales, Herpotrichiellaceae. The record is from RefSeq and is a predicted model, not a curated record. Gene Ontology annotation, biological process: negative regulation of apoptotic process. The coding region runs from base 1 to 1377 and encodes 458 amino acids. Gene Ontology annotation, molecular function: ubiquitin conjugating enzyme activity; cysteine-type endopeptidase inhibitor activity. The transcript is spliced from 4 exons.
AUGUCGAAUCAACCCAUUUUGAGAAUAUCCCGGGAGAUCACUCAGAUUCAACAAGGCAGUGAUUUGUCCAUCGCAGUUGCUUGUCAGGAAAGAGACGUGCGCCACGUCCGAGCCCUCAUCAUCGGUCCCCACGGCAGCCCCUACGCGUACGGUUUCUUCGACUUCGCGGUGAAUUUUGGAUCAGAGUAUCCUAGCAAACCACCCAAAGUCGAGGCCAAAACGACGAAUAGCGGUCGUACGAGAUUCAACCCAAACAUCUACGCUAAUGGCAAAGUAUGCUUGUCGAUCCUGGGCACAUGGCAUGGAGAGAGACCGGGUGAAGAGUGGUCUUCUGCACAGGGACUGGAGUCGGUAUUAUGGUCGAUUCAGAGUCUGAUGAGCAACAAUCCUUACGAAAAUGAGCCUGGAUACGAGAAUGCGAAGAGUACAGAAGACAAGAGGAUGAAUGACCUGUACUGUGCCAAGAUCCGUCACGAAACUCUCCGCAUAGCAGUAAUCCGGAAGCUUGAGGACGCACUGGGCAUCAAGGCAGAUGGCUCACUUGCUGUUCCGGUGUUUACCUCAAACCUAUGGGUUUCGUCGGAAGACGACGUGGAUGGGAUCCAAGAACCGCCCCCUGAAGACCAAACCAAGCUUAAAUUCGCACCUUUUAGAGAUCUCUAUAAGCGGCGGUUUCUGUGGUACUUUGAACAUUACAUGUGUACCAUCGAAGAAUAUUCCCCCAAAAACAAGGAUGGCUCCAACUUUGUGAAGAUGCCCUUCGAGGGCGGAGGAAACACCAUGGACGGCAAAUUCAAAUACGGCGAGUUGGGUAGAAGACUGGUGCGAAUCAAAGAGGUGCUUCACACGGAGACGGCCGGCUGGGCGACCGAGGGAUUGGCGUUGAAGCAGCGAGAGGCGACCAAGGCCGCAGCGAUCCAACGACAAUUCGAACAGCUGGCAGACCACUUGAAGCGCAAGAAGCUGCACAACAUAACGGUUGAGCUGGACAAUGACAACCCUUAUGUCUGGAUCAUGACCUACUUCGGUAAACCCAGCACCCAUUUGGACGGUGGAAUUUUCAAAAUCCGAAUAUCAGUCAGUCCUCGGUUCCCCGCCGAACAACCCCGUGUCAAGAUGGAAACACCCAUCUACCACCAUCGGGUGUCCAAGGACGGUGUGGUCUGCUAUUUCCCCAAGGAAGCAGAACAAUUACGAAAUCACGUCGAGAGCAUCGCCGAAGCGCUGGAGGAGGAAAGCCCACCAUAUGACCCGAGGACGAUUGUGCACCCAGAGGCGUCCAAGUUGCUUUGGGGCAGCGAGAAUGACAAAAAGAGGUACUACCGGCAGCUCAGGAGAUCCGCACAGCGAACGACGGAGGAAGGGAUGGAGGUGUGA